Molecule: messenger RNA, 1613 nt
Organism: Ananas comosus (pineapple)
Lineage: Eukaryota; Viridiplantae; Streptophyta; Magnoliopsida; Poales; Bromeliaceae
Exons: 7
Coding region: 69-1361 (430 amino acids)
Source: RefSeq, a predicted model, not a curated record
UUCUCUUCUCUUCUCUUCUCUUCUCUUCUCUCUCAGGGGAGGGUUAAUUUGGUAAUUAAAUAAGCAAAAUGGCGGCGGCGGCGGCGGCGCAUUUUAGCGCGGGGCGGUGCGCAGCGGCGCUUCUGCUUCUGCUUCUGCUUCUGUGCUUAUCGUGCGCCGCCGGGGGGAGGGCGGCGCGGGAACCGAGGCGGCGCCGCGGGGAGCUGCACCGCCACCUCGGGCGCCUCAACAAACCCCCUCUUAAGACCAUUCUGAGCCCAGAUGGAGACAUCAUAGACUGUGUGCAUGUCUCUCAUCAACCAGCUUUUGAUCACCCUUUCCUCAAAAACCACACUCUCCAGUUGAGGCCAGCAUUCCACCCAGGAGGGCUAAUGCAAGAUGAUGAGAGCAAGUUUAAGAUCACAGCAUCAUCAGGUGAAAAGACCAAAAAGCCCAUGACUCAGCUGUGGCAUCAGAGUGGUGAGAGUUGCCCAGAAAACACCAUUCCCAUUAGGAGGACCAAGAAGCAGGACUUACUGAGGGCCACCUCUUUUAGGAGAUAUGGGAAGAAGAAGCACAAUAGCUUCCCAAGCCCCAUGUCUGGUGAUCCUGACCUCCUCAAUGAGAGUGGACAUCAGCAUGCAAUAGCUUAUGUAGAGGGAGACAAGUACUAUGGAGCAAAGGCAACCAUGAAUGUGUGGCAACCAAAGAUUCAACAAACCAAUGAGUUCAGCUUGUCUCAGAUAUGGAUCUUAGGAGGCUCCUUUGGACAAGACCUCAAUAGCAUUGAAGCAGGGUGGCAGGUUAGUCCAGAUCUUUAUGGGGAUAACAAUACAAGGCUGUUCACCUACUGGACUAGUGAUGCUUAUCAAGCUACAGGGUGCUACAACCUACUGUGCUCUGGAUUCAUCCAGAUAAACAAUGACAUAGCAAUGGGUGCUACCAUCUACCCAAUCUCUGGCUAUGGCUCUCCCCAGUAUGACAUCAGCUUAUUAGUCUGGAAGGAUCCGAAGGAGGGGAACUGGUGGAUGCAGUUCGGGAACGGCUACGUGCUCGGCUACUGGCCGUCCUUCCUCUUCUCCUACUUGGCCGAGAGCGCGUCGAUGAUCGAGUGGGGGGGCGAGGUGGUGAACUCGCAGCCGGGCGGCGAGCACACCGCCACGCAGAUGGGCAGCGGCCGCUUCCCGGAGGAAGGGUUCGGAAAGGCGAGUUACUUUCGGAACAUUGAGGUUGUGGAUGGUGCAAACAACUUGAGAGCACCUGGGGAUGUUGGGACCUUCACUGAGCAAUCCAACUGCUAUGAUGUGCACACUGGGAAGGGUGGGGACUGGGGGAAUUACUUCUACUAUGGGGGGCCUGGUAAAAACCCUAAUUGUCUAUAGAGAUAUUAUUGAGCUUAACCCUAAUUAUUAUGAUAAUGUGUUGGCUUGGUAUGUAAAUUAAUGUUCUUUUUUUUUCUUUUUUUUUUUUUCUCUCUCUUUUCAAUUUGAUCCAUGUUAAGUGGUUGGGGUGAAUAUGGUAAAAAGUGUCUUCCCUGUUUGGAGUGUUUUGUUCAUGCUUGUGAGUGAAUGAAAGGUGAAAAUGUAUGGAGACCCUUUCUUAACUUUUGGUUACUUUGAUUUUAAGUUAUUUAA